Molecule: messenger RNA, 3933 nt
Organism: Aethalodelphis obliquidens (Pacific white-sided dolphin)
Lineage: Eukaryota; Metazoa; Chordata; Mammalia; Artiodactyla; Delphinidae
Gene: CNBD2
Product: cyclic nucleotide binding domain containing 2
Exons: 12
Coding region: 2157-3908 (583 amino acids)
Biological process (GO): spermatogenesis
Molecular function (GO): cAMP binding
Source: RefSeq, a predicted model, not a curated record
AAUAUUCGUAAGUGAAAUGAAUCUCUAGCUUUCUCUUUUCAUGCUACCUUUAUCAGGUUUUAGUAUCAGUAUUCUCCUUGCUUAAUAAAUAGAAUUUGAUAGUUUUCCUUCUUCUUAUUCUCUGGAACAGUUUGAGAAACAUCAGGAUUAUUGGACAUUGCCUGUGAAAACUUCAGGACCUGGUACUCUUUUCUUUUUUGGUGGUAGUGGUGGUGAGAAAGCUCUUUUACAACUUUCUCUAUUUCUCCUAUGAAAAUUAGUCUAUUAGAUGUUUUCUAUUUGGGUCACUUUGGUAAAUUAUUUUUUCCUAGAAAAUGACUCAUAAAAUCCCAGUAUUUAAGUGUUGACAACUAAUUCAAAAAUUUUUGAAAACUCUGUCAAAACUUGCCAGCAGGCUAGAUAUGGCCUGUAGACUACCAUUUUGCAACUCCUGAUUAUAGUCAGAGGAUUUUAGACCUGAAAGAGGCCAUAUAGAUCCUGUACCAGGGGUUGCAAAUAGGUAACAUGCUCACAGGUAACAUGGUUGUGUGAGGUGAGGACUUUGGUGAAUUGAAGAGCCCAUUCCCCAACUAAAGAUAAAGAAGUUAAGUUUUCACAAUAUUUUAACCAAAACACCAUGUGGGUCAAAUAAAGCAGUCUGCAAACUCAGUUUGGCCCAUGGGUGGCUGGUUCGUGGCCUCUGCCAGUUUAACCCCACUUCCUGCCAUACCUCCUAGGUGUCUCACUUUCCAGCCACAUUUUAUGCUCCCUGAACAAGCCCUGCCCUUUCCUCAUGUAUCUUUAUAGCUUUAUUCUAGUGAGACGACCACAGCUGGCGACAGAUGAAGUUGGGAGUGUCUACUUUUGAGGUUCCAUCAGGUUUUUGGUUCUACCUACCGGCAUCCUCUAAUGCCCCUCAUUAGCCUGGUCCUCUCCAUGUCACUUGGAUCCUGAGGCAACUCAGGGGCAACUUAGGGGACUGGUGGGACACCCCCCUGUCCAUAUCUACCUCCUACUGUCUCUUUGGCUUUCCCCAUGUCCAGUAGUCAUUUCUCUCUGAAACCCUCUAAACAUUUGUAGUAGGGGAUCUUCUUAUAUUUUCUUCCUCAAGUCUAGGUCUGGGGUUGGGGAGGCAACCACACUGCUUCUCUCUCUUUCUCUCUUUUUCUGAAACGUUUUCUUCCUGUUUCUUCCUGAGUUCUUUACAUCUUUUCUCCAGGUAAGGGGGGAAAAACCAGUUCUAUCUCUUCUCACCUCUGUAAGUGAUUAGUGUCUCAUCCCAGGACUGGUGGCCUUUGAGUUUAGCAAUUUAGAGCCUGAAUAUUUCUUCCCAGCUGUCCAGCUGUCCUCACUGUAUUCAGUACCCUUCCUUGGCUGUCAGUCUCGGGGGGCUUAGCUGGAUAAGAAUGGCACAUCAGGCGGUAACUUGAAAUCACAGUUUUUCACUGAGGAUUCUAGUACAAGAGCAAGAUGGGAUUUUCAGCUGCCAUCUUUGAUCUAGUAGAAAAAAGUACUUUAUAACCGAUAUGCUUCACUUUUGGAAGGACCUCAGAGUCCUUGAGUUCCAGUCACCAAAUAUCUUUUAACACUUGGCACCCCGUUUGGUUGAGGACUUCCAGUUUGCUGAGUGUUCCUGAUUUGCUGGUUUAACAAGGUUUAUAGGAUAGUGCCAGGCACCUACACUCCAGGCUCAUCUCCAAUUUCGAAGCCUCAGAGUGGUCCCCAGGCUGAGGUUUUGGAUGUCCUCACGCCAAGCCCAGAAGCCUCCUACUUUCUUUAAGCUGGCCCUGUGACUCUGGCAGUCAUUUAGCUACUUUGAGCCUUAGCCGCGUGCAGGGAGUGGGUGUGAAGUCCCUCACCUUAUAAUAGUUGUGAGGAUUAACUAAGAUAAUACCUCUGAGCGUGCACUAAACGUUAGAUUCCCAGAUUCCAGUUACUUCCCACUGCCCUCUCUUCCUUCCAGACUCUUCCAGUGUGACAUAAGGAGGUUCUGAGAAUAGAUUUGUUAGAACGAGGCUUCCAUCCACUGUUGGUUGGGGAUAAGGAAUGGAGAGGAGCUCUUACCUUGCCACUGAGGGAAACUUUGUUUCUAGUAUAACUGGAUUCUUGGGAAAAGACUUGUGGUCCUACCCUUGAAAAGCAAAGGGGCUGUUGUGCCAUUUGCCAGCUCAGGAACCAUGAAGAGAUAUAUGGUGUCCCAUUCCUGGCAGAUCCUGAAGAAGGAAUUGGGGCUGUACCAGCUCACCAUGGAUAUCAUUAGGAUGAACCGAGUGUGUAGAAUGUUCCGCCAAGGCCUCAGGGGACUUCGGGAAUAUCAGAUCAUUGAGACUGCUCACAGAAAGCACCCUAUCUUCUCUUUCUGGGAUAAAAAGAAACAAGGCCGAAUCACAUUUGAUACUAUGGACUUCAUUGGAGAGUCGGAGCACUUCCCUCCAAGGGCCAUUCAGAUCACGCAGAAGAAGCCCGCUUGGAGGACAGAGCGCGAGAUCCAGUCCCUCUGUAACCUCCUGCAGGUUCUGGAUAGUUACCAGAACUACUCGGAGCCCCUGCAGCUGCUCCUGGCCAAGGUCAUGCGCUUUGAACGGUUUGGUCGCAGGCGUGUGAUCAUCAGGAAGGGCCAGAGGGCCAACAGCUUUUAUUUCAUCUACCUGGGCACGGUGGCCGUGACCGAGGACGAAGAUGGCAGCAGUGCCUUCCUGGACCCCCACCCGAUGUUGCUGCAAAAGGGCAGCUCUUUUGGGGAAAUGGGCUUUCUAACUUCUUCAGUGAGGAGGGCCACCGUGGUCUGUAUGGAAGAAACAGAGUUCUUGGUUGUUGACAGAGAGGAUUUCCUUGCUAAUAAACUGGACCAAGAAGUUAAAAAGGAUGCUCAGCAUCGGUUUGAAUUUUUUAGGAAGAUGGAUCUGUUUCACUCCUGGUCCGAUGAGAAGCUCUGGAAGCUCGUAAUGCUGGGGAAGAUAGAGAAGUUCUCAUAUGGGCAGCUGAUCUCAAAGGACUUUGUAGAAUCGUCCUCCAUCGUGUUUGUGUGUAAGGGCAGCUGUGAAGUACUGCAGUUGAUAGACCUUGCGACCUCGCCCUUCUACCACAAGUGGGUCUGGCAGCACCUGCAGCUGAUAGACGACAGACCUCCAAACACCCACCUCAAGGAUCUGUCUCCUGUGGAGAGAUUUAAGGAAUUCCAGAUCAAGUCAUAUCCUGUACAGGAUUUUAGUUCUCUGAAACUUCUGCAUCUCCGGAAAGCCCAGGAGCAACAGGGAUCCAGCUUCAGUAGGAAGAUUAAAACCUCAGCAAAUACUCUCCCAAAGACCUUGGGCCCAAAGAUCAAAUCCAGGUGUCCUCAUUUCAUCGAGUGUCCCAUGAUUGAUACGAAGUAUGGUGCUCUCCCCAAGGAGGCUGCAGUGGGGGCCUACGUGAAGAUUCACACUGUGGAGCAAGGAGAAGUCUUGGGCCUUCACCAGAUCCUCCUCCCGGAGAGCCAGCGUGACACUCGGCCCUUGAUCCUGGUGAGCCUGGGAGCUGAGGUGAUACGGGUUAGGAAAGAGAAGUUUUGCGAACUGAUUGACAGUAAGACAAUAGAAAAAUUGUCGAAGUUCGAGAUCAAGUACCCCAGCGAUGAAGAUGUGUGCCAGAAGUUCCUCGAGGAGAACAGCUGGAAUGUCUUCCGGAAGGACCUGAUGCGGCUGCUGGUGGAGCCUCGCCAGUGUCCACCAUUCACCCCAGUCCAGCCCAAGAAGAAAGGGAUCUACAAGCCCAAGGCUGUGAUGCUGGAUUUGUGUAGCUUAGACAAGAAGACUAGACCUCGUCAUCCCAUUUUUAUGGCACCCCAGAAAUACCUCCCCCCAUUGAGGAUUGUCGAAACCAUUAUAGCACCCCGGUACAAAAUCCAAGAACUCCUGCCUCAGUAUAAGAAUGCAGGAGUCCUUGUUUAGAAUCAAUAAAAGAUGUUGGGUUGAC